ACAACCCCAUCCAAUAAUCUCGUCUCCGAACCUAAUAAAUGUCUACGGUGUAUAGUAAUCCAGUAAGCCGGACUUGUCGAGUUUACUCCAUACUCCAUACUUUGUAAGAACGGUCUCACUACAAACAAAAUUUGAUUUAGACACAAUAAAAGGGAUAGUGCGGCCCGAACCAAAAAAAAAAACCCAAAGAGAGAGCUAAAAGAACCAACAGACAAUUGUUUAAUUACAUUACAAAUCUAAAAUACUUUACUCCAAAGACAAUUGAAAGAUGGCCGCCUCAGCUCAGCAUGCAUCAAAGUUUGCCCGUUACAUGAACAGUGAAACUGGUCCAAAAACCGUUCAUUUUUGGGCACCAGUUUUAAAAUGGUGUUUAGUUAUUGCAGGUUUCAAUGAUUUACAAAGACCAGUUGAAAAGAUUUCCGGAACUCAACAAAUUGCUUUAUUCUGUACUGGUGCUAUUUGGACUAGAUGGGCAGGAUUUGUUAUUAAACCUCGUAAUGCGUUAUUAGCGUCUGUCAACUUCUUCCUCGGGGGUGUUGCCGGUUAUCAAAUAUAUAGAAUUGCUGACUAUAGAGUUAAAGCUGGUGACUCUCCAUCACAAGUUUUCAAAUAUUUACUCUCUGGUGAUAAUGCUGCUCCAGCUGCUCCAGCUGCUCCAGUCUCAGAUAAGAAAUAAAUGAACUCUUUAUGACCCUUUAACUUUUUUUUUUAUUGAUUCUUCCCCUUCAUUAGACUAAUAGUCUGUAUAUUUAAUAUUUAUUUUUGUAUUCUUUUC
Molecule: messenger RNA, 775 nt
Organism: Hyphopichia burtonii NRRL Y-1933
Lineage: Eukaryota; Fungi; Ascomycota; Pichiomycetes; Serinales; Debaryomycetaceae
Product: mitochondrial pyruvate carrier
Exons: 1
Coding region: 269-676 (135 amino acids)
Biological process (GO): pyruvate import into mitochondria
Cellular component (GO): mitochondrial inner membrane
Molecular function (GO): pyruvate transmembrane transporter activity
Source: RefSeq, a predicted model, not a curated record